UCCUUGUAGGUUUCCUGCAGAUUUUAGCAUAAGUGUUGCAAUGGAACCGAGCUGGAGUACGUUUUUAUUCCAACAGGCCAAUGAGGCUCUGCAUCACCAGCACCAAGUAGCCGGGAAUAGCCUCUUGCCUUUGCUCAAUUCUGGAACGGAGCCACCUGAUCAGAAACCAGUGCUGCCCAUUCCCUUGGACCAGAAACCCCCUGUCAGUGCUGCAGAACUCCUUAAAGACAAUGUGGCCAGUGGGACUGGGGGAGGAGGUGGUGGAGGGCCUUCAAUUGCUGUGGUCAAAAAGGAGCCUAAAUCAAAGACGCCCUUCAUCUGUGGCUACUGCAACAAGGCUUUCCGGGACAGCUACCACCUGCGGCGGCAUGAGUCUUGCCACACUGGCAUUAAAAUGGUUUCGCGGCCUAAGAAGGCACAAACAGCCCCCACCAUGGUGCCGCUCAUAUCUACCGUACCUCGUGAGAAUAGCGGAAACCCUUCAUAUAUUACCACAGUAGCUGGUAUCUUGACUACAGCUACCACAUCAACAUCCACAGGCACCAGUGUCAUGACCCCAAUGCAACAUCAACAGCAGCAGAGCCUCCCUAAGAAGCCUCCCAAGCCGGUGAAAAAGAAUCACGGCUGUGACAUGUGUGGUAAGGCCUUCAGAGAUGUAUACCACCUCAACCGCCACAAGCUGUCGCACUCUGAUGAGAAACCGUUUGAGUGUCCCAUCUGCCAGCAGAGGUUCAAGAGGAAGGAUCGUAUGACCUACCAUGUCCGCUCCCAUGAUGGUGGAGUUCACAAGCCUUACAUCUGCUCUGUCUGUGGAAAGGGCUUCUCCAGACCUGAUCACCUAAGCUGUCAUGUCAAGCAUGUCCAUUCCUCAGAGAGGCCUUUCAAGUGCCAAGUUACGGCCUGUACCUCUGCUUUUGCUACCAAAGACCGUCUACGCUCCCACAUGAUCAGGCAUGAAGGCAAAGUCACCUGCAACAUCUGUGGCAAAAUGCUAAGUGCUGCCUAUAUCACAAGUCACCUCAAGACGCACGGCCAGGCCAGCUUCAGCAACCCAUGUAAUAAUAAAGGCAUAAGUGACUGGCAGUGGAACCACUCAGGGCCACGAAAAGGUGAGUUGACGGUAGGAGAGAUUUUAAAUAACUCCUUCCAAGUCCUAAUUGACAGCUCUCACAAAGAUGCCAACACCGUGCACAACUCCACCACUACAACACCAGUCACUAACUCGGCAGCAAUCACCUCAGCUAUAAACCGCAGUGUCAGUGCCAGCCAUCCUGUCACCAUUGCUGCUCAGAUGAACAUCGCCACCAGCACUGUCAACAUCACGUCACCGGUCAACCUGCAGCACCCUGUAACCAUCACCGGCCCUGUGAACCUGGCCUCUGUCAACAUCCCUACAACAGCACACAUGAAUAUAGCCCACCCAGUGGCUAUCACCACCCCCAUGGCCAUGAAUAUCACUGGCCCACUCAACAUUGCCAUGAGGCCCAUGGAGAGCAUGCCUUUUCUAUCCCAAGUUCUGCCUUCCUCACCUCCUUGGUAGAGCUUUUUUGCAGAUGUAACUGCUGAGAAUGUUUUAACUGCCUAAUAAUGGAUGAGCUUGUCAAAGUUAGUAGCCUACAUGGAUUGGAAAGGUAAUAACUUUCCAAAUUAUGUAAUACAGCCACAUUCAUAGUUACCAAUUAGUGUCACUUGCUGGAGUCAUUAUGUCAUAAUUUGUCAAUGUUUAAUAAUUUCUGUAUUUAUAGAGGGAAAAAAAGGUUUCAGACACCCUUAAUCAUAAUGGAAUGAGUUGUUUUGCUUAUUAACCUAGAAACUGGAAAAGGCAUAUUGAUACUAGAUAGAAAUUCCCGUUUUUACGCAAUGAAUUAAAUACCUGACAAAUCAAGGUACUUGAUCACAUAAUGCAAAAAUUAUGUAAAUCAAAUAUUACCGCUAAGCAGUUCUACACAUGGAUUUGCAUAAACACAGCAGCAAAGUAACGUCCUCUUACUGAUUUUUCCUGUAGCUAUGGACCAAAUUUCUCAGUUCCCAUCAUGUUUUUUGCUCACUUGAUAUAGAACUGCGGUCACAUGAUUUUUUACAUAUGGAACAGGGGAUUGUAAAGCCCCUGUCUGUGAUAAGAUGGUCUUUAGUGUUAGAUGUGAUUGGCCUCCAAUCUUUGUUCUCCAAUAUGCAGUUGAAAGAUCUGAAUUAGGUAGAAAGAGGCUUAAGUCCAGAUUAUUUAAUCAAAGUACAAUAACCAAGGUUAAGAAUCAACAUUUUAUGCUGAGAUAAACUUGUAUUUGUUACCUCUUUACUGAUUGACUGCAGAACACUUAAAAUAACUUCUCUCACAUGCAUCCCUAUGACGCGAUGAUGAUUGAAAUGUGGAUUUUUGAAAGCUGAUGUAAUCUACAGGUACUUUGUGUGAAUUACCAUUUUAUGCCAAAGUUUUUCUAAGAAUGAUGAUUCCUUCUCAAUGCUAUAUUUUGGAAGAAAUUCCUUUUAAACAACAUUUAGAACAUCGCUGAACACUAAAUUCUCCCUUUUGAAACCCAAGGUUAAUGAAAUUGGCACCUUCAGUCACUCCCCCACAUCACCCAUUUCUACUACUUCCCCUUGAGUUGUGGUUAGGGGGCAACCGCUCUCUAACUGACCCCUUAUUUUAUUAAAAGCCAACAUGAAGUGGUGUUAACCUAGUUAUGUACACAUUUUGCAUCCAUUCAUUUUACCCAGUACUUCAUAUGGCAUUUCAUCACAUCAACAGGUUUUAUACUUUCAAUCUGAACAAGUAUUUUCUUCCAUUUUUGACAUGGUUUAAAAUGAUUGGGCAGUUAUUAUAUUAUCAGCAGCUACAUAUCCAUCCAUAUUUUAUAUUUAUCCCAUGCUUACCCCUUUUUUUUUUCUUUUUUUUUUACUCCCACAGAUAGGUGAGGGUGAAUCAGCUUGUUGCCACAGCAUUUGCAGUGAACACACAUGCUGUGGAAAGGCAAGCCCUUAUAGAGCCCUGUUUCCCAAUUCUUUAUUUUAUAUUUAGCCACUAAGGACAGUGUCUGUUUUUUAAAAGUAACCAGUUGAAAAUGACUUCCUCAACUGGGUUUCUGACUUCAAAAUUGGGUAUACCUUAGGCAUUGUUAACAACUCAAAAAGAAGUGUAUUGCCUGAAUGGUUCUUAAAUGCUUUCUCUUAAGGCAGAUCUUUUUUCUAUUGCUAUUUUAGUGGACUUAUCAGUGUUUAAUAGUUUAUCUAUUUUAAAGUACAAAAAAACAAAGCUUCCUUUUAGGGGAGGGAGAGUGAUAUUAUGGAUUCCACUUAGACAGAUCACUCAUGUCUGUUUUUAAUAAUCGCUGGAAACAAGUUACUCAUCACUGCUGGAUACUCUACAAAUGUUUAUCUGUGACAUCUGUUUGGAAUUGUUUGUAUGUAUUUAUGUCAGGACAUGACAGUUGAAGGUACAGAAAAGAGGAAAUGUCUCGUACUGAAAGCUUGUCCCCAAGGUUUUGCCUUUUUAAAUGGCAUUAUUUUCAAAGGUCAAAUAAUUUUAAAUAUUAAUUACUGAGUACUUUUUAAUUGUAGAGGUCAAGAGAGCUACCCAGUGGCUCAUUAGGCGGCCACUAAAGCAGGCCCAAAAUCAACUAUUGUAUGUUCACUUGGUUAGACUGUUUACUUUAGCAGGUAUAGGAUCCCGUCACUGUCAGUCAAACUCAGGAAGGUUACUGAGAAUAGUCUUUUAAAAACACAUUCACCAAUUUACAUACUGACCAUUUAUUUGUAAAUAUGAAACACUAUUUUAUUGCCUUUUACCUGUGGGAGAGAUAAGCCCUCUCUAUUUAUCACAGGCUAGCAAUGCAAGAACUAUAUCACCACUGCUGUGGCCGUCCAUCCCGGAAAGGACAGAGAAAUGAGAACAGACUAUUUCAAGGCUAGUGUCAAUUUCUUUUUAUUAUCAUCAAAACCCAUAAAGGCCAAACAACAACAAUUUAUCCUAACAAUCUGUAUAGCUGCAACGUAGCUGCAACUGAUCUAGUUUUUCAAUAUGUUGAACUCUUAAAAACUAUCAAAACUAUUAGGAGGAACAGAGUGUAGUUUAUUCCCCUCAGCUUGUCAACCUAGCAAAGCAGCACAUACAUGACAAAAGAAUUCCAGCCUUGCUCUUUUUAGCUGAAUUUUCUCUCUAGAUCUCACUUGCAUAGCUUGGGGUAGUUUUUUUUUUAAUUGUUAGUAGUUGGGUUUUUUUAUUUAAAAAAAUCCUGGCAGUUUUUCUCUAGUUGAAUUGUUGAGACUAUAUCACAAAAGAGGCUUUAUAUUCCCACCCAAAGUUCAGUUGUCACACAAAGCACAACACAAUUUGACACUAUGUACACUGGAUGACAAGUACAUCCUGUCUUAGAAGUUACAGCUCCAUGACUCCUCCUGUGUGGAUAAUUGCAUACAUGUUGCAGCACACAGUGCAUGUAGCAAUUCUUAACUGAUGUCCACCCUUGGGUAUGAAUCAGUGCAGAAAGAUGUAACAGUAUCAUGGCCAAGGUUUAACAGGCUUCCCUGAGGUUCGGGUGUGUGAGAUGUGAUUUCUAAAGAAAAAAAAGUUCUGAAAGGCUGCACAAAGACCAGACUGCAUCCCACAGCCUGGUCUUUUUCAAACAACUCUUUUUUUGUAAUCUCUAUGGCAUGAAUCUCGAAUAAGAUGUAAAAUUCUCCUGAGAAGCAUUCAUGGAGUUGUACUUGGCUUGUUUACAUUAAAAGUGACAAGCGGAUAUGAGAUGGUUGAAAAAAGAGCUUGAGAGAGGUCUUUCUAACAAACCACACACCUGGCCAUCACUUUUUAAAGUGUGGUUGUGGGACUGUCUGGACUUUACUUGAGGCAUACUGAGGCUUUCAGUGUAAGCUAGUUGACCACUAAUGACAAAGUGGGUUGCCACUGUUUAAAAAGGCAUGUAACCACAUCUUCUAUUAACAGUGAUAAGGGAAACAUUUGUAUUGAGGGCUGUGACUUGGCUGAAGUUGGGACUUGUUCAACUUGCACACAUUCAGAACCAGUUUACAGAACAUACUGUCCAGAAUUGACCAGGCCCAUGGAUAGUGACUGAAGAUGUUGUGACAACCCUUUCAGAGAGCAGACAUGUGUGAGGGGCAUCUACUUAACACAUGUUUGAACAGUGUUUGGGCUGCUUUCAACAGUCCAUACUAGCAGGGACUCUGGUCUACAGUCUAGUUUCACCCUGUCUGUCCAUCUGCACACUUCCACAUGUGCAUGCUUUAAAUUAUGUUUUCCAAUCAGUUAAAAUAAAUUGCAUAUAAAAGACAGUAUAAUUGAAAUACUUUCUGUUCAUGGUACAAGUGGUACCCAGCCAAGCAGCUUCCAACCCUAGUUGGGAGGAGGGUUGUGAUGGAGGGUUGGCUGACACCUAACCCAUUCAGAUAGGUUGGUCUGGAUGGGAUACAAGUCUCUUUUGUGAUCUCAGCUCAACAUUUCUUGCACUAGACUCACAUACUAUCCCACAGUCCCCUGGCUUUUUGUGUCUUGGGGAACUAGUCAGUUAGUUUGUAGUGAAGCAUGUUUCUAAUUCAGGCCUUUUUCAGUACAUGAACUCUGAAGCACUUGCAGCAAACCGUAGGAUGUGCACACUACAGAAGAGUGGUACCUACAGGAGAAUUUCAACUUUAUGGAAUGAGACAAUGAUUGGUGUUUGUUUUACAGCUCCCCUGGCCUCAUCUUUAUUUUGGCAGCCCAGAUGUUUGACCCAAUAAAAUUCUUUAUAUGCAUGCCAACACUGUCCUCCAAGGGAAUUGCUCUAAUAUUGAAUGACAUUAUGAUCUUGGGAAUGGAUUCAUUUCCUAUCUUUUAAGUUUUUCCAAUGUUGCAUGUGGAUGACUGAGCUUGUCCAGUGUAUGUUUCAGUUCAACAACCAUUAGAAGGCUAGUGACUUUUUAUGAAAACAAAACACUAAAAAAAAUUAGGAUGAAAGGAGGUGUGUGGUGUCAUUUGUCCUUCUCCAGUGGCCGUAAACUAGUGUGCCUGAAAUACUUUGCAAGACUUCCCACACGUCAAUGCUUCCUCCUCUAGAUGUAUUGUGUGAUGGAAUAGUUUUGUGAAGGAAGCCUUCAUUUGUUCAGACAUCUGUGGGCCCCAGAGGUCUGGCAACCAAACUAUGUGAUUAGCUUGUUAUUUUUAUUAAACAUCUAAUGAUUGUGAAUUUAUCAUAGUCUACUUCAGGAACAACCUAGAAAUAUGAAUUGAUAUCUUUAUUUGAGUCAAGGUUCAAAUGUACUUGUGACAUUUAACCAUGUGGUUUAUAUUUUGUAAUUUGACUCCAACCUAAUGUGAAAAACGAAAACUUUUAUUUGGCCAAAUAAUGAUUUUAAAGAUUUUUAUUUUUAAUUUUGUGAAGUUUAUAUGAUAAAUUUGGCAGAUGUGAAGGCAAAUGAAUGUAUAUCUUUGUACAAACCAUUUAGUUAAGAGGACAUGUUAGUUAUGACAGACAUGAAAGAAAAAAAAACCUUUUUAUAAAUCUUUUUGUAUUAGAACAUUAACAAUGGUAAUUUUUGUACAUACGAAAGCUAGGCUUUCUGAUUAGCAGAAAGGUAAAACAUUCCUACAUUUUUUUAAAUGUAUGUCCAUUGAAAAUAAUUAUGUAAACAUGCGCAGUGUUUUAUGUGCCUUUUAUUUGGGUUUGUCUAAAUAAAAGAAAACAAUAAAACGUGAUUGUGGACUGUCCAUGUUGAGUCCCACAGGAAAGUCAACAGAUCUACUUGUGGUUUUAGUUGUUUUUUGUAGCUUCAGUUAAGUUUUCUUGGAGGCCGAGAUGCUUACUGAAGUGUUCAGUUUGUGUGGAUGUUUCUGAUCUCCAGCCUCAUCAGUGUCUUCACUGGCUCGAUGUCUCACAGUUGGCCUAUUCAUGAUGAAAGUGCCUCUGUGACGUUGCUUAUUGGAGUGGAUUGUGUGCCAAAUCAUGGUCUUUGUAUGACAACAAAACAUUUU
Molecule: messenger RNA, 6958 nt
Organism: Scomber scombrus (Atlantic mackerel)
Lineage: Eukaryota; Metazoa; Chordata; Actinopteri; Scombriformes; Scombridae
Product: vascular endothelial zinc finger 1-like
Exons: 7
Coding region: 41-1540 (499 amino acids)
Biological process (GO): regulation of transcription by RNA polymerase II
Molecular function (GO): RNA polymerase II cis-regulatory region sequence-specific DNA binding; DNA-binding transcription factor activity
Source: RefSeq, a predicted model, not a curated record